AUGGCUACUCUAACAGAAAUUGCUCAAAAUAUCCUCGAAAGUGCUCGUGCGCUUGACGAGUACACUGCAUCUCAGGGACUAGAGCCCACGUCCUUCACCCAGCACAAUCUACCAACGCUAUCCGGCGAUUUAGAGGUAGUCCGAAAAAAACUCGUAGAUUCAACGACCGAGCUAAAAGCUCUAGUUCAAGGUCCCAUCGGCCAGCUCUACGAUGUUUUGUUUGCAUUUACAGAUCUAAUGAGCAUUCGCUUCAUCUACCGACAUAAUGUCCCGCACUAUGUUCCCCUGGAAGGCGACAUCUCCAUCCAAGAUCUCGCCGAGAAGACCAAGCUAGAUCCGAUCCGACUCCGGCGAUACCUCCAGCAUACUAUGAUGUAUCGCGUCUUUGUUGAGUCUCGCCCGGGAUUUGUUGCCCACUCCUCGGUCUCCCGUCUCCUCAAAGUCAAUCCCGCAGCUCUAGAUACCGUGGGUUUCCUUGUCGAAGAACUCGCGCCAGCAGGGACCAAGGUCGUCGAAGCCGAGGCCAAAUGGCCGAACUCGGCAGAACCGAACGAGACGGGGUUCAACGUCGAAUUCAAUACCGCCGAUUCAUUCUAUCUAGAAAUUGCGAAGACGAGUGAGCGAGCAAGACGCUUUGGUGCUGCCAUGCGCUUCAUGACUAGCGGAACCUUUUACGAUAUCUCUCAUCUUAUUCGAGGUUAUGACUGGAAGUCCCUGGAUGUGCCUGGUAGCAUCGUUGUAGAUGUUGGAGGUGGUCAAGGGGGUGUAAGCCAAGCUCUUGCUGGCGCAACUUCUAAUACACGCUUUGUUGUCCAGGAUCUCGAGGGCACGGUCCUUGAAGGCCAACGCAUUCUGCCUCAGCAUCUGCAGGAGCGUGUCAGCUUUCAAGCUCAUGAUUUCUUCACGCCGCAGCCCGUAAAGCACGCCGACGUCUACUUCUUCCGUUAUAUUCUGCACAAUUGGGCAGACAAGUAUGCCACUGAAAUCUUGCGAAACUUGAUCCCGGCAAUGAAAGCGGGAUCGCGUGUAAUAAUCUACGAGUUUCUUUUACCCGAUGUCUCCCAGCCGGAAUGGACUAAGAAACAGUGGCGGUAA
Messenger RNA from Talaromyces amestolkiae, 1095 nucleotides. RefSeq lists its product as uncharacterized. The transcript has 2 exons. The record is from RefSeq and is a predicted model, not a curated record. The coding region runs from base 1 to 1095 and encodes 364 amino acids. Gene Ontology annotation, molecular function: O-methyltransferase activity. NCBI's taxonomy places the organism in Eukaryota, Fungi, Ascomycota, Eurotiomycetes, Eurotiales, Trichocomaceae.